This is a messenger RNA of Striga asiatica, 2309 nucleotides long. The record is from the annotation of a GenBank genome assembly. NCBI's taxonomy places the organism in Eukaryota, Viridiplantae, Streptophyta, Magnoliopsida, Lamiales, Orobanchaceae.
CUUCACCCUCGACAAAAUUGCAAAUCUUGUCUAGGACGGGAAGGUUUCAGUCAUUUCUCACAAUGCCGCCGCCAGCACCGCAGGCGGCGCUGACCAAACCGAACAAACCUUACUUCUACUACGGCCACCGAAAGCCCACCCAAAACCAACCCACAGUUCGCGGCGGCCCGUUCUCCAACCGCCAAAUAAUAAGCCCUAAGAAGUUCAGCCGCCCCACCGCCGCCGUGCAGGAGCCCUUCGACCUCCAGAAGUGGGACCCGGACGAUGAAUUGAAUCAAAGACGAUCGUAUGCGAAAGACCCGUCCGAGAAAUUCUUCUCGCUGGCGACGAAUUUGUCCCCUAUUGCGAGGUACAUAGUGGACGCUUUCAGAAAACAUAAGCACUGGAGCCCGCAGCUUGUGGAGGAGCUUAAUCGGCUGAGACGCGUCACCCCAAAGCUGGUGACGGAAGUCUUGAAGUUUCCCAAUGUUGAUCCCAGGCUCUCCUCUAAGUUUUUCCAUUGGGCUGUGUUAUUUAUUCAGAAAUCAUUCUUUUGUUUCUCCGGUUCUUGUGGAUGUUUCAUCGCUGACAGCAAGCAGAAAGGGUAUAGGCAUGAUUUUGCCUGUUACAAUGCCUUUGCUUACUUUUUGAACCGAGCAAAUCAAUUCCGGGCUGCUGACCAGUUGCCUGAGUUGAUGCAUAUGCAAGGAAAGCUGCCUAGCGAGAAACAAUUCGAAAUCUUGAUUCGGAUGCAUGCUGAUGCAAAGAGGGGGCUCAGGAUACACUAUGUGUAUGAGAAAAUGAAGAAGUUUGGCGUGAAGCCAAGAGUCUUCCUAUACAAUAGGAUUAUGGAUGGCUUGGUUAAGACUAAUCACUUAGAUUUGGCAAUGUCGGUGUAUGAUGACUUCAGGGAAGAUGGUUUGGUUGAAGAAAACGUCACCUAUAUGAUUUUGAUUAAGGGAUUAUGUAAAGCAGGACGGAUGGAUCGAGUGUUUGUCCUUUUGGAUCGGAUGAGGGAGAAUCUGUGCAAGCCGGACGUGUUUGCUUACACAGCCAUGAUAAAAGUGUUGGUUUCGGAGGGAAAUUUAGAUGGAUGUUUAAAGGUUUGGGACGAAAUGCGGAAGGAUUGUGUUGAGCCAGAUGUCAUGGCUUAUUCAACUCUUGUUAUGGCGCUUUGUAAAGGCCACCGUGUUGACAAGGGUUAUGAAUUUUUUAAGGAAAUGAAAAGGAAACACUAUUUGAUCGACAGGGCUAUUUAUGGAUCGUUGAUUGAAGCAUAUGUCGUGGAUGGAAGGGUGGGCUCAGCUUGUGGUUUGCUCAAAGAUUUGAUGGACUCGGGAUAUAGAGCUGAUUUGUCAAUAUAUAACUCCCUUAUCAAAGGCUUGUGUACUGCAAAACUCGUGGAAAGGGCUUAUAAGCUCUUCCAAGCGACAAUCCAUGAGGAUCUCACGCCAGAGUUUGAUACUGUCCACCCCAUAUUGGUUUGUUAUGCAGAGCUGAAAAGGAUGAAUGAGUUCUGCAAAUUGCUUGAGCAAAUGCAUAAAUUAGGGUUUUCUGUUGCUGAUGAUCUCACCAAAUUCUUUUCCGCGUUGGUACAGCAGAAUAAUGGAGUAGAAUUGGCUGUGGAAGUGUUUGAGUGCUUGAAACGACAAAACUAUGUUACUGUAUCAAUUUACAAUGUACUCAUGGAGGCCCUAUUCAAUAAUGGUGAAGAGAAGGCAGCAUUAUCUCUUUUCAGCGAACUCAGUGGUUCUGAUUUGGUGCCUGACUCAUCGACUUACUGUAAUGCGAUCUUAUGUUACGUUACAGCCGGAAAAAUUCAAGAAGCAUGCAAUUGUUACAACAAGAUUAUAGAAACAUCUUCGGUUCCUUCAGUUGUUGCUUAUUGCUCUCUUGUUAAAGGCCUUUGUGAAAUAGGAGAGGUUGAUGCUGCCAUGAUGCUCAUACGUGAGUGCUUAGCCAAUGUGGAAAGUGGUCCCAUGGAGUUCAAGUAUACCCUCACGAUUAUUCAUGUCUGCAAGUCAAAUGAUGUCUGUAAGGUAGCUGAUGUCAUGAAUGAAAUGGUAGAUCAAGGAUGUCCUCCAAGCAAUGUCACUUGUUCUGCUAUUAUUUACGGUAUGUGCAAACAUGGGACAAUUGAAGAGGCAAGGAAAGUCUUUUCACUUAUGAGAGAGUCUAAAUUUCUUACAGAAGCUGAUGUGAUAGUCUAUGAUGAGAUGCUUAUAGACCAUAUGAAGAAGACAACUGCUGAUUUGCUGUUUUCUGGAAUUAAAUUCUUUGGGCUGGAAUCAAGAUUGAAGGCCAAGGGCUGUAUGCUCUUGCCCAGUUGA